AUGGCUCUGGGCCUCCGCCGCUUCGCCGCAGCGGCGCGGCGUAGUCCUGGGCUCCUGGAGCUGCGCGAGCUCGAAGCACGCCCGGAGAAGCUGCUGGCCCUCUUGCCGGCCCUCCAGGCCUCCGCGCGAUACGCAGACCUGGUGGGGCAGCAGGUGUUGGGUGCUUGGACCACAGAUAUCGGGGCGUCCUGUGGGCGCGUCUACUUGCUUCAACGAUGGGCGGACUACGACUCUCGAGACGAAGGUUUAGUCGCCCUCGCCUCGGACCCACUUGCAGCCGCCGCGGCAGUGAAGGUCCAGGAGCUGUGCGAGGCCCAGCGCUCCAAUCGUGCGAGAGAAGAUAUGGCACGCCGUCGGAAAAUGUGCAUCUUCGCUGAGGCAACUGCUGCGCUGGAGCAAGCCGGGCUCAGCGAAAGCCUUCUCGACGCUUCCGCGCCGGUGGCAGGAGGUGACCGGCCUGCCUACGAGCUGCGGACGUACCAGCUAAAACUGGGCUACACCACAGUCCCUGACUUCGUGGCUCUUUACACGAAGGGCCUCAAGGAGAAGCUGGCGGCUGAUACGACUGGCCAAUCCAGACUCGUGAGCCUGAUGUACUGCGAAGCCGGGGCAGCACAGCUCAAUACCGUGCAUGAGCUUUGGCGUCACAACUCCAUGCAGGGCAGCCUGGCCUCGCGCGAAGCCUCUCGGGGAGCUCCUGGCUGGCGUCAGGCCAUCGGGAGUAUCGCUGAGAUGGCUCUCACCUUUCACUCCCAGAUUUUGCGGCCUGUCCAGGGCAUCGGACAGCUGCAAUGA
This is a messenger RNA of Symbiodinium natans, 795 nucleotides long. Lineage: Eukaryota; Dinophyceae; Suessiales; Symbiodiniaceae. The record is from the annotation of a GenBank genome assembly.